CAUGAGGACUACAUGUAAUUUUAUAUUCCGUUAUGCUUAUUUACUUUAGUUAAUUGGUCAAGUCUAAGCGUAAACCCGUUAAAUACCUCACAUAUGCACGCUUUCUUGUCCCCGAAUUCACAAAACUUGAUCGAGAGCGCUGGGAUUGUACAUUAUGGAGACUAGGGAGCCAAGUUAGUUGUCCGAAGUAACGUUACUUGCAGUUAAAGCCAGCCUUUUGUAUUGCAGCGUGCCUGGGAAGAUGUCCUGGGAAGAGCUGGAAGCCCUGUGUCGCAGAGAGCGGCUCCACUGUGAACAGCUUGGGGUGAACGGAGCCAACGUCAAAGACUACGAUGUGGAAUUCCUCUGCGACUACAAGAAGACUAAGGAGGAGGAGUUAUACCUGGUAAAGUGGAAGGGCUUCCCAGAGUCUGAUAACACCUGGGAACCCAAGAGGAACCUUAAAUGCCCCAAACUGAUGAAGCAGUUCCACCUGGACCUGGAUCAGGAGCUGAGGCGCCACAAGAGACGCUGCACCCCUAAAAAACUUGAUAAGGAAGUUGCCUCAUUCCUGGUCCAAAAAGCCAAACUCCGUCAGCGUCUGCAGCGCUGGGAGGCCCAUUUGAACCAGACACGCAACCACCCAGGUCGCAUUUUUGUCAUGAACGAAGUGGACUUUGAGGGCCCACCAAAAAACUUCACCUACAUCAACAACUACAAAGUAGGCCAAGGAAUUGUGCUAGAUGAGAUGGCUGUGGGCUGUGAUUGUAAAAACUGUCUAGAGGAACCGAUGAAUGGCUGCUGCCCUGGGGCCUCCCUGCACCGCAUGGCCUACAAUGAAAAGGGGCAGGUCCGGAUCCGGGCAGGACAGCCGAUUUACGAGUGUAACUCCCAAUGCAGCUGUAGCCUUGACUGUCCAAACAGAGUAGUGCAGAAGGGCAUCCAAUUCGACCUGUGCAUCUUUAAGACAGAGAACGGCCGGGGAUGGGGCGUGCGCACACUGCAGCACAUCAGGAAGAACACAUUCAUCAUGGAGUACGUGGGAGAGAUCAUCACAAAUGAUGAAGCGGAGAGGAGGGGUCAUGUGUACGACUGCCAGGGCUCCACUUACCUGUUUGACCUGGACUAUGUGGAGGAUGUGUACACAGUGGAUGCAGCUCACCAAGGCAACAUCUCCCACUUUGUCAACCACAGCUGUAACCCCAACCUGCAGGUCUUCAACGUGUUCAUUGAAAACAUUGAUGAGAGGCUCCCGAGGAUUGCUUUAUUCUCAACACGGGCUAUCCGGGCCGGAGAGGAGCUCACCUUUGACUACAAGAUGCAAAUUGAUCCAGUCGACACUGAAAGCACCAAAAUGGACUCCAGCUUCAGCCUGGCGGGGCUCCCCAGCUCUCCGAAGAAGAGGAUUCGAGUGGAGUGUCACUGUGGAUCGGACUCGUGUCGAAAAUACCUGUUCUAACGAAGGAGUGCUGGGACCGCAACACCGUCGUCUGUGGAAAGAUGGUGGAAAUUGUACAGAUUUGUAUAUAAAUGUUUCUUUUCUUUUUGUUUAUGAAAGCUGAAAUUCACCAUCAACUUUUUCUAUGUGAACAUGACGAACUCUUCCAAGAUGAAAACCAUUAUCCACAAUUGAAAAUAGUGUAGAACUUCUUGGUUUUCAGUGAAUUAAAGGCUGCAUCCGUG
Cottoperca gobio is the source of this 1662-nucleotide messenger RNA. Its product is annotated as histone-lysine N-methyltransferase SUV39H1-like. The transcript has 6 exons. Gene Ontology annotation, cellular component: nucleus. The coding region runs from base 242 to 1438 and encodes 398 amino acids. Gene Ontology annotation, molecular function: zinc ion binding; histone H3K9 methyltransferase activity; protein binding. The record is from RefSeq and is a predicted model, not a curated record. Lineage: Eukaryota; Metazoa; Chordata; Actinopteri; Perciformes; Bovichtidae.